AUGUCUGCAACUCAGCUACUCAACCCCAAGGCGGAGUCGAGGCGGAGAGGAGAAGCCUUGAAGGUCAACAUCGGCGCCGGUGAAGGUCUACAAGAUGUUCUCAAGUCCAACUUAGGUCCUUCGGGAACACUCAAGAUGCUGGUCGAUGGUGCAGGCGCAAUCAAACUUACCAAGGAUGGAAACGUUUUGUUGCGUGAGAUGCAAAUCCAAAAUCCUACAGCUGUUAUGAUCGCUCGUGCUGCGACAGCACAAGACGAUAUUACCGGUGAUGGUACAACAUCUGUUGUGUUGCUGGUAGGAGAACUUUUGAAGCAGGCGGAGCGUCAUAUUUCGGAAGGUCUGCACCCCCGUGUCAUCACCGAUGGCUAUGAUAUUGCGAAGACCGAGGCCUUGAAGUUCCUCGACAAUUUCAAGCUCGAGCGCACCAUUGACCGCGAGCUGUUGCUUUCUGUUGCCCGUACCUCCCUUUCCACCAAACUGAACGGUGCCCUCGCCGAGAAGCUUACCCCCGACAUCGUCGAUGCCGUCCUCGCCAUCCACAGAGCCCCUGAAAAACCCGAUCUGCACAUGGUUGAGAUCAUGACAAUGCAGCAUCGGUCUUCGUCCGAUACCCAGCUUAUUCGUGGUCUUGCCUUGGACCACGGUGCCAGACACCCUGACAUGCCGAAGCGGGUAGAGAAUGCUUUCAUUCUCACACUGAACGUCAGUCUGGAGUAUGAGAAGUCGGAGAUCAACUCUGGAUUCUACUACUCCAACGCCGAGCAGAGAGAUAAGCUCGUCGAGAGCGAGCGUAAGUUCGUGGACGCGAAGCUCCAGAAGAUCGUGGAUCUCAAGAAGGAGGUCUGUGGAAACGACCCCAAAAAGGGUUUCGUUGUGAUCAAUCAGAAGGGUAUCGAUCCUCUCAGUCUGGAUGUACUUGUGAAGAAUGGCAUCUUCGCUCUGCGGAGAGCUAAGCGCAGAAACAUGGAGCGCUUGCAGCUUGUCUGUGGUGGUACUGCUCAGAACAGUGUCGAAGACUUGUCUCCGGAUGUUCUUGGGUGGGCUGGUCUGGUCUACGAGCACCAGCUUGGCGAGGAAAAGUUCACUUUCGUUGAAGAGGUCAAGGACCCCAAGUCUGUGACUAUCCUUAUCAAGGGUCCCAACGGACACACCAUUACUCAGGUCAAGGAUGCUGUCCGUGAUGGCCUGCGCUCUGUCUACAACACAAUCGUUGAUGGUUGCGUCAUUCCCGGAGCUGGUGCAUUCCAAGUCGCAUGUGCCGCACACCUGCAAUCCCAGGAUUUCACCAAGACCGUAAAGGGCAAGGCUAAGUGGGGUGUUGGUGCUUUUGCCGAUGCGCUCCUGAUUAUCCCCAAGACUCUUGCGGCCAACUCAGGCCAUGAUAUUCAGGAUUCGUUGGCUGCUCUCCAUGAUGAGGUGAUUGAUGGUAACAUUGUCGGCUUGGAUCUAGCUACUGGUGAACCCAUGGACCCGAUCCAAGGGGGUGUCUUCGACUCCUUCCGUGUUCUGCGCAACUGCAUCGCUUCCAGCACGGGUAUCGCGUCUAACCUUCUCCUGUGUGACGAGCUACUCAAGGCUCGGCAAAUGAGCAAGGCAGGCGCUCCCGGUGGCCAGGAAGAGUAA
This is a messenger RNA of Penicillium soppii, 1623 nucleotides long. RefSeq names its product chaperonin-containing T-complex subunit CCT6. Lineage: Eukaryota; Fungi; Ascomycota; Eurotiomycetes; Eurotiales; Aspergillaceae. Gene Ontology annotation, molecular function: ATP hydrolysis activity; ATP binding; ATP-dependent protein folding chaperone. The transcript is spliced from 7 exons. Gene Ontology annotation, cellular component: chaperonin-containing T-complex. Gene Ontology annotation, biological process: protein folding. Bases 1 to 1623 code for a protein of 540 amino acids. The record is from RefSeq and is a predicted model, not a curated record.